GUUUCUGCCUCUCUUCUGCCUUCUUUCUGCCUUUCCUUUGGCUUCAGAUAUGGCUUCGCGCUGAGAGCUUUGUAGGACUUAGACUGGCUUGGCUCCCUCGGGUGAAAAGGCUGCCAUGGCCCUGCCGGACUGGCACAUCGCGGUGAAGCUGGCAGACCAGCCCCUGGCUCCCAAAUCCAUCUUGCGUUUGCCGGAGACAGAGCUGGGAGAAUGCCCACUCGGAGGGUGCAGCAUCUCCUACCUCAAGCAGCUCAUCACUGGCAGGCUGCAGGAGUCUGUCCCAGACCCUGAGCUCAUCGAUCUGAUCUACUGUGGCCGUAAGCUGAGGGAUGACCAGACCCUGGAUUUUUAUGGCAUCCAGUCUGGCUCCACUGUCCAUGUCCUGCGCAAGUCCUGGCCUGAACCUGAUCAGAAACCAGAGCCUGUGGACAAGGUGGCAGCAGUACGAGAGUUCCGAGUCCUCCACACUGCCCUGCACAGCAGCCCUGCCUACAGAGAUGCAGUCUUCAAAAUGCUGGGGAACAAGGAGUCGCUGGAUCAGAUCAUUGUCGCUACUCCUGGCCUCAGCAGCGACCCUGUUGCUUUGGGAGUCCUGCAGGAUAAGGAUCUCUUCUCAGUGUUUGCAGACCCCAACAUGCUGGACACGUUAAUCCCAGCCCACCCUGCACUGGUCAAUGCCAUUGUCCUGGUGCUGCACUCAGUGGCUGGCAGCACUCCCUUGCCAGCCCCUGAGACCUCCUCCCGAGGCAUGGCCUCCAGUUCCUACCGUGACAUGCCAGGUGGCUUUUUGUUUGAAGGUCUGUCUGAUGAUGAAGAUGACUUCCACCAGAGCACAAGAUCCACCCCAUCCAGCAGCACCUCUGGCUCCCGCCCGGCCUCGCUGGGCUAUGCGGGGGCUGCCGGCCCCCGGCCCAUCACCCAGAGCGAGCUGGCCACGGCACUGGCCCUGGCCAGCACCCCGGAGAGCAGCUCCCACACACCCACCCCGGGCACCCAGGGUCACUCCUCUGGGACCUCCCCAAUGUCAUCCAGCGUGCAGUCAGGAACACCCAUCACCAAUGACCUCUUCAGCCAGGCCUUACAGCAUGCCCUGCAGGCCUCAGGGCAGCCCAGCCUGCAGAGCCAGUGGCAGCCCCAGCUGCAGCAGCUGCGAGACAUGGGCAUCCACGACGAUGAGCUGAGCCUCCGAGCCCUGCAGGCCACUGGAGGGGACAUUCAGGCUGCUCUGGAGCUUAUCUUUGCUGGUGGGGCUCCCUAGCUUCCUGCGCAGGAGAGGCUGGACUGGUGGGCAGUGUGCUCCUGUUGGAGAGCUAUGACCAUGCUGAGGGCAGCUGCUCCCAGGAAUCUCUCUCCAGCCUCCUGGCCACCAGAAACAAGACCUCAGACCUUUGUCCAGCAUGGUUCCUCUGUCUUAGAUCUGCCAGCACCCUCUCCUGUCUGCUGAUUCAUUCCUGCCCACCUGAUGUGUCUCUUGUCAUGCUGUUGUGGUCCCUCAGGCUGUA
Indicator indicator is the source of this 1502-nucleotide messenger RNA. It is a transcript of the gene UBL7, whose product is annotated as ubiquitin like 7. Gene Ontology annotation, cellular component: cytosol. Bases 116 to 1258 code for a protein of 380 amino acids. Gene Ontology annotation, biological process: ubiquitin-dependent protein catabolic process. Gene Ontology annotation, molecular function: polyubiquitin modification-dependent protein binding. The record is from RefSeq and is a predicted model, not a curated record. The transcript is spliced from 12 exons. Lineage: Eukaryota; Metazoa; Chordata; Aves; Piciformes; Indicatoridae.